Molecule: messenger RNA, 1500 nt
Organism: Lipotes vexillifer (Yangtze River dolphin)
Lineage: Eukaryota; Metazoa; Chordata; Mammalia; Artiodactyla; Lipotidae
Gene: IL6R
Product: interleukin 6 receptor
Exons: 11
Coding region: 1-1500 (499 amino acids)
Biological process (GO): interleukin-6-mediated signaling pathway; positive regulation of cell population proliferation; positive regulation of tyrosine phosphorylation of STAT protein
Cellular component (GO): membrane; external side of plasma membrane; signaling receptor complex
Molecular function (GO): interleukin-11 binding; interleukin-6 binding; interleukin-11 receptor activity
Source: RefSeq, a predicted model, not a curated record
AUGUUUUCUUGCUUUGCCAGGACCGUCCGCUGCUCUGAGUCAUGUGGUGUUUGUAAGGAUGAUGCAAAGCCACCCCGGUGCUCACUGCUGUCAAUUCCCCUCCGCUUCUCCUGUCCCACCAGGCCCGCGUGCCACCGGCCCACCCGUGAGCCAGAGCGUGCCCAUCACCAAAUCUGGGCUUUUCCAGAGGUGGCAAAUGAUGUGCUGACCAGCCUGCCAGGAGCCAGCAUUACCCUGACUUGCCCAGGUGGGGAAGCGGGGGACAAUGCCACCGUUCACUGGGUGCUCAGGAAUCAGGUCACAGGUUCACGCCAAGGCAGAUGGGCUGGCGUGGGAAGGAGGCUGCUUCUGAGGUCUGUGCUGCUCAACGACUCUGGAAACUAUUCGUGCUACGAGGACGGCCGCCCAGCUGGAAGUGUGCGUUUGCUGGUGGAUGUUCCCCCCGAGGAGCCCCAGCUCUCCUGCUUCCGGAGGAGCCCCCUCAGCAACGUGGGUUGUGAGUGGAGUCCUCGGAGUCCCCCGUCCCCGACCACGAAGGCCGUGUUAUUGGUGAGGAAGUUUCCGGUGAAAGACUUCCAGGAGCCGUGCCAGUACUCCCCGGAGUCGCAGCAGUUCUCCUGCCAGUUGGCAGUCCCAGAGGGAGACAACUCUUUGUACGUCGUGUCCCUGUGUGUCUCCAACAGUGCUGGGAGCCAGUCCAGCAGACCCCAAACAUUUGAGGGUUAUGGAAUCUUGCAGCCUGACCCACCUGUCAAUGUCACGGUCACCGCCGUGGACAGAAACCCCCGCUGGCUCAGCGUCACCUGGCAAGACCCCCCUUCCUGGAACUCAUAUUUCUACAGGUUACAGUUUGAGCUCCGAUACCGGGCUGAACGAUCAAAGACAUUCACAAUGUGGAUGGUCAAGGAGCUCCAGUAUCACUGCAUCAUCCACGACGCCUGGAGUGGCAUGAAGCACGUGGUGCAGCUUCGGGCCCAGGAGGAGUUUGGGCAUGGCUUAUGGAGUGAGUGGAGCCAGGAGGUCACGGGAGUCCCUUGGACAGAAUCCAAGAGUUCUCCAGCUGAGACUGAGCUGCCCCCUUCCACGCAGGCACCUACUACUAAUGAAGAUAAUGAAAAUAUUUUCUCCAAAGAUUCUGCAAAUGCAACAAGCCUCCCAGUGCAAGAUUCUACUUCGGUACCACUGCCCACCUUCCUGGUGGCUGGAGGAAGCCUGGCCUUCGGGACGCUCCUCUGUAUUGGCAUUGUCCUGAGGUUCAAGAAGACGGGGAAGCUGCAGGCUCUGAAAGAAGGCAAGACGAGCGUGCACCCGCCGUAUUCUCUGGGACAGCUGGUCCCUGAGAGGCCCAAGCCCACCCCAGUGCUUGUACCCCUCAUCUCCCCGCCGGUGUCCCCCAGCAGCCUUGGGUCUGACAACACCUUGAGGACUAGCCGACCGGAUGCCAGUGGCCCUCGGAGACCUUAUGACGUCAGCAACGGAGACUACUUCUUUCCCAGAUAG